CACAUAACCUCACUUUUUUUUUGUCAGAAUUAUAACCUCAAAAUGAUGCAUUUUACACUUUUACGGUGUAGACCGUACGCAACCAAAGCUAUACGCGCAGCAUUUAGCACCAAACGCGGUGACACUUCUACGAGCAGCAGCAGUAGCGACAGCGACGAUGAUCGAAAACUGAAACGUCAGGAGCGCAGUGAAGCUGCACGUCAGAAACUGCAUUUACUACUUGAAAACAUGCUUGAGAACGACACAACUACCAAGGAGAAAGGUAGCGACUUACCUUUGACCAAAGCCAGAGACCAUCGAAGAAUUGCGAAAGAAAGAAGGGAGGAGGAGUCCGUGAAAACUGAGACAGUCGAGAAGAAGAUCGUAAAAGCCGUACAGGAUGUCUCGGUCUCGUUAGGAGGAGAUGUAAAGAAAACCGAGUCGGAACUUUUGCAAAAGCUGCUUGGAGGUCCGGCAAAGGAGGACAGUCAGCAGCCGACGGUUACAGAUUUGAACGAGCUCUUCAAAGACAUGAAAAUAGACAGGGAAACAAAGACGGACGUCGAAAUUUCGCGAGCCGAACAAGUCCGACAGCUGCUACAGAUGGUCAAACCGCAACCCGCACAAACCCCGCAAACUGCCCCGAGGAGACGACCGCAGGUGUCUAGCAGUGUCGACAUACCGCAAGAACCUGUCAAUUUGCACGUAGAAGAAUGCCUGGGAAUAUUCAACGGGGAGGAGGUUAAAAAUUGGGAAGAACCCGAGCUGAACCCAACGUGGCGGGCACUGCAUCGGCGCGAGCUCGAGCUCUCCGUGACGCAUCCGCCCGAAAACUACUUCCAACAGAUGAUCCUCUGGACGAAGCAGGGCAAAGUUUGGAAGUUCCCAAUCGACAACGAGCAAGAUUUGGAAACGGAGAAGGACGUUUAUUUCACCGAGCACAUUUUCCUAGAGAAGCACUUGGAGGGGUGGUGCCCGCCGAGGGGUCCCAUUCGACACUUCAUGGAGUUGGUCUGCGUGGGUCUGUCGAAGAACGCGUAUCAGACGGCGGAAAUGAAGAGGGAUCACAUUUUGUGGUUUAGAGAUUACUUCAAGGAGAAGAAUCAGCUUCUGGUAGAAGUUGGGGCUUUUCCUCCGGGGUUUGAGAUCGGAAAGGGUGGUUUAAAGGUAGAGGCUAAGUAAAUGUAAUUAUACCAAAUAAAAGUUAAUGAGAAAUA
Messenger RNA from Photinus pyralis (common eastern firefly), 1196 nucleotides. It is a transcript of the gene mRpS31, whose product is annotated as 28S ribosomal protein S31, mitochondrial. Gene Ontology annotation, molecular function: structural constituent of ribosome. Bases 43 to 1161 code for a protein of 372 amino acids. The transcript is spliced from 7 exons. Lineage: Eukaryota; Metazoa; Arthropoda; Insecta; Coleoptera; Lampyridae. Gene Ontology annotation, cellular component: mitochondrial small ribosomal subunit. The record is from RefSeq and is a predicted model, not a curated record.